UAGGAUAGGCGAUGCACAGGUGAAUGAUAUAUAGAGCGAGUACCUUUUCUCUUUGUCCUGGAUAAAACUGUGACCUAUUGAUAAAAACAAAAAUAUGUAAAGAUCAUAUGCGAACUAAUUAAAUAGAACAACACUUAAUAUGAUAAGUACUCAAAAUUACCACAAUACUUAUAUUAUAUCGUUCAAAAAUAUCAUUUGUCUUCUAAAAAUUAGUAAAAUACGAUGUUAAAAUUGUCUGUUCUAGGCGUUGCGUUGAUCGCUUUGGCAGCUUGGACCGAAGGAAAUACUGGCUGUAGAAAUGGCAUGGUAUGCAUGGAAUCGUUCACGUAUACAGUUACUAACCACCUGAUUUGGCCAUAUUUCAACAAUUCCAUUGCAUUCAAAAUAGACGGAAACAAACCUGUCAUUCAUUAUAUGCAGCAAGCUUGCGAAAUGGAGCCGAAGCAAUUUAUAAAUUUCACGGCAACAUAUUAUCACCAAUAUGGUUACUACAUCGAUGCAAUAAAUGGCAUCCGUGAUAAUUAUUACAACAAUGGAACAUACUGGGAGUUCUGGAAUGCCACUACCGCACUAAAUGUCGGUGUAAGCUACUACAUACCAAGCCCAGGUGAUCGCGUGUUGCUAAAAUUUACUGUUGAUUCCAGUAAACAAUCAACUAAAAGACACUACAAAAGAACGGCAAAUGGGAGAUUAUCUUAGAAUAUUAUAAAAUGUCUGAAUCACAUUAAACUUUAAAAACACUGA
This is a messenger RNA of Mercenaria mercenaria, 744 nucleotides long. Its product is annotated as cobalamin binding intrinsic factor-like. NCBI's taxonomy places the organism in Eukaryota, Metazoa, Mollusca, Bivalvia, Venerida, Veneridae. The coding region runs from base 223 to 699 and encodes 158 amino acids. The transcript is spliced from 4 exons. The record is from RefSeq and is a predicted model, not a curated record.